ACGUUGGUUAUUCUGUACCUAACCUAAUGCUAUUAGUACGAUAUUUUGCAAUCAAGAAAUUAGGUUAGGACUGAAAAAUUAUUAUUGCGUUUCAGAAUUUAUUCGUAAUUAUUAACAUAUAGUACAAUUUAUUACACAUAAUAAUACUAUAUCAAUCAAAUAUUAAAAUGUUGCGAAUUGGUUUGAGAGUUAUACGCACUGCUAUAGGAAGCAGAGCUUUUGCAAAUGCACCGGCUCAAGAACAAGCAAUCUCAACAACUUUCAAAGUUCAAGAUCCAAAAGAUUUUAAUAAUCGUGUUAAAAAUUCUAAAGUACCAGUGAUCGUUGAUUUUUUUGCAACAUGGUGCAAUCCUUGUCGCAUGCUUACUCCUCGUAUAGAAUCUGUAAUUGCGGAAAAACAAGGAAAAGUUUUAUUGGCAAAAGUUGAUAUUGAUGAGAAUAGUGAUCUUGCAUUGGAUUAUGAGGUUGGAUCCGUUCCAGUCCUAAUUGCAAUGAAAGAUGGAAAGGUUUUAGAUAGAAUUGUUGGUCUUCAGGAUGUAGAUAAACUUAAACAAUUUGUAGAUAAGUAUUCAGAAUAAUGUAAUCUAUUUUAAUUGUAAUUUUCUUAUAAAAUGACUUGUAGUUAUUGGAAUAUUUGUAUAAUAUUAUAUGGUAAAAAAUGUACAAUGCAAUAUAUAAGUUUUUAAUUAUAACAUAUAUCUCUUAUUUUUAUAGAUUUCAUAUACAUAGGAAAUUGUUAAAUAAAUUAUUUUUCAUGUAAUAGUCAGAUAAAUUUAAUUAUUUAAAUAUUUACAAAAAUUUAAUAUAUCUAUUUCAUUAAUAAAAAAGCAAUAUUGAAUAAUAUAUAAAAAGAAUAUUUAAUUUCAAUAAAAAUUAUCAAAUAAUUGAUAAUUUUUAAAUACAACUUUAGACUAAUUAUUCAGUAGGUAAAGCUUGUAGAAGUUUUCUUGCUCUCUGAUAAACAACAGAUUCCACCUUAUUUUUAUUUUCUUCAUUUUCUUCUACUUUUCUUAUAACAUCCAUACCUUUUUUUAAAAGUUGU
Apis mellifera (honey bee) is the source of this 1042-nucleotide messenger RNA. Its product is annotated as thioredoxin, mitochondrial. Lineage: Eukaryota; Metazoa; Arthropoda; Insecta; Hymenoptera; Apidae. Gene Ontology annotation, molecular function: oxidoreductase activity, acting on a sulfur group of donors, disulfide as acceptor; protein-disulfide reductase activity. Bases 168 to 578 code for a protein of 136 amino acids. Gene Ontology annotation, cellular component: cytoplasm. The transcript has 3 exons. The record is from RefSeq and is a predicted model, not a curated record.